AAAUAUUAAACGUAAGAAACGUGAGUGAGCAGCUCGUCAUUUGGUUUGGUCAUUUUCUAAACUGAUAAAUAGAGCUUCGGGGCCUCAGUUCUGCAAUUCCUCUGGCCGGAAAUACUGGAGUGUGUGCCAUCCAGAACUGUACCAUUAUCACCGUGGAUGUGAUUUUCCUGUGAUUCCUCUCGUAUGGAUUUUUGACAUUAAACGGCAACGUGCAUGUUGGGACGUUCACCUGACGGUACCGAUCCAUUUGUAGUGUACAUGUACUUACACAACCAAUAAAGGUUUAAGUUUAUUGUGAGUGGAGCGCAGCGAUCACUAUGCCAGAGGCUGAAGUACGUCAGCGAAGGGGAGGGGGCCGAAAAAAGCCCAAAAAGGGCAAGGGCAGAGGUCAAGGCAGCAGUUCUAAUGAAGAUGUGGGAAGUUUAGAUGGACUAGAUGAACAAGUGCCGCCUGCUCCCACUGAACUGCCCAGAAGACCUGUUGAGGAAAAGACCACGACAGUGCUGACCAAGGCUGAAGAAGAGUCAUCAGUUUCUAUAUGUGUCCAAGUACUCUUGCCGUACCUGUUGGCUGGGAUGGGCAUGGUGAUGGCUGGCAUGGUUCUGGACAGCGUACAGCACUGGGAGGUCUUUAAAGUUAUCACGGAAGUGUUUAUCCUGGUCCCAGCCUUGGUUGGACUGAAGGGGAACCUGGAGAUGACUCUGGCCUCACGUCUUUCUACUGCAGCCAACACAGGGCAGAUGGAUGACCCUACACAGCAGUGGCUUAUGGUCUGCAGUAAUCUGGCCCUCAUACAGGCACAGGCCACUGUAGUAGGCUUCCUGGCUGCCGUGGCUGCUGUAGCCCUGGGGGCAGUGAGCAGAGGUGGAGUGGAACUAGACCAGGCAGCGGUGCUCUGUGCCAGCAGUGUCACCACAGCCUUUGUCGCAGCGCUGUCCUUAGGUCUGGUCAUGAUUGGAGUGAUUAUUGGCUCAAGAAGAGUGGGCAUCAACCCAGACAAUGUUGCCACCCCCAUUGCUGCUAGCCUGGGCGACCUCAUUACCCUCUCUUUACUGGCAGGCAUCAGCAGUACUCUGUUCCAAUAUAGAGAAACCUUGUACCUGUCCCUGCUGGUGUGUGUUUUCUUCUUACUGCUGAUCCCUUUCUGGGUAGUCAUCGCCCGUCGAAGUCCACAGAUCAAAGAGGUCCUCAAGUCUGGCUGGCAACCUGUCAUAGUGGCCAUGUCCAUCAGCAGCUUUGGGGGCCUCAUCCUGGACAAGACAGUGAGUAACCCUAACUUUGAAGGCAUGGCAGUCUUUACACCUGUCAUAAAUGGUGUAGGGGGUAACUUGGUGGCCAUCCAGGCUAGCAGAAUCUCUACCUACUUGCAUUUUUGGAGUGUUCCUGGUGUCUUGCCAUACAAAAUGAGACAGCACUGGCCCAACCCCUUUGUUACAUUCUUUGGCUCAGGGGUUAACUCCAAGUCUGCGCGAGUGCUGUUCCUAUUGGUGAUUCCUGGGCACUUGGUGUUCCUGUUUGCCAUUCACCUGCUUCAGGGAGGACACACAGCCAUUACUGUGGCUUUUACUGGCUGCUACCUGUCUGCUGCACUGUUUCAGGUGGGCAUCCUCCUUUAUGCAGCUGACCUGAUCGUCCGCCUCACAUGGAAAAGAGGUUUGGACCCUGACAAUUUCUCCAUACCAUAUCUGACAGCACUGGGGGACCUUUUAGGGACUGGAUUCCUGGCUGUGUGUUUCCGCAUGGUCAUGCUGAUGGAGGGGCUCGGACUCUGAGACACAGACCCCUCAUGUCUCCCCAGCUCUAUGUCUUUGUGUCUCUGCUAUGUGAGGGGACUCAACUCCUGUGUGUGGCUGAUGUUUGUGGGAGGUUACUGGGAAGGGAUGUUUGACUAUGGCAUACAACACUGGACAUUGCUUGAUUUUUGGGUUUAUGGAAGGUGUUGACAGUAGGUAGCUUAUUUUCUCUUUAGAGUAUGAGGAAAGGUGUGGAAUUCAGGGCAACUG
Messenger RNA from Chanos chanos (milkfish), 2003 nucleotides. It is a transcript of the gene slc41a3, whose product is annotated as solute carrier family 41 member 1. Gene Ontology annotation, cellular component: plasma membrane. Gene Ontology annotation, molecular function: monoatomic cation transmembrane transporter activity. The record is from RefSeq and is a predicted model, not a curated record. Gene Ontology annotation, biological process: monoatomic cation transport. The transcript has 11 exons. NCBI's taxonomy places the organism in Eukaryota, Metazoa, Chordata, Actinopteri, Gonorynchiformes, Chanidae. Bases 318 to 1772 code for a protein of 484 amino acids.